CUGUACCGACGCUCUCUCACUGCGCUCCACUCAGGCACUAACAUCAUAGACGCACCAGUCCUCUGAAGUAAACCGAGGAGGUGAGAAAACAAGCGGGAUUAAAGUUAAGAAAAACUCUAAGAAAAAAAGGAAACAAAGGGAAAUUAAGAAGCCGGACAACAGGGAAGGAAUACAACUUGUUAAUCAUCUUGUCGUUUCAAUUUUCUAUACUGAGAAUCUCUGGAACUUUUGACAUCAUGAGGAUUUUAAGUGUUGUGCUCCUGCUGGUUCACGUCUUGGUGGUGUCCAGGCUGGCCAGUGGUGCUGCAGUCGACAGGUAUGAGAGCGACAGGCAUCGCACCACAGCUGUUAUCAACUUUUUGGACACAACCAAAGACAGAAGGAUGGAAGAGGAGAGCAGGAGUGCAGCUGCAUCAACAAUGGAGAACAUCCAGGAAGAGGAGGACGAGGAUUAUGAUGAUGAAUACUAUGAAGAGGAGUAUGAAGAUGGCAUGUCUGGAGACUAUGGAAUGGAUCUGCCACAAGUUGCCAUGUCGAGCAAACCCAAAGACCCCUCCGCCAUCUUGGAGACUGAAAGAAUUGAAGGAAAGAGAAGGACAACAAAGGGGAGAAAGAGAGGGAAAGGCAAGGGAAAGAAGAGGAAUCCCUGCCUCAAGAAGUACAAGGAUUUCUGCAUCCACGGCACCUGUCAGUACCUGAGGGACAUCCGUGCCCCCUCCUGUGUGUGCCAUACGAGUUACUCUGGUGAGAGGUGUCAGUUCUUCACCCUGCCCUUAGAGAAGCCUCAGGAGGGCUACAACCGGACCACAGCUCUGGCCGUGGUGGCAGUGGUGCUGUCAUCCGUUUGCCUCACCAUAAUUGGCCUCUUAUUAUUGCUCAGGUUUCACAAGCGGGGAGCGUACGAUGUAGAGAGUGAAGAGAAGGUCAAACUAGGGUUAGCGUCCAACCACUGAAGAGACAAAGAGAGGCAAAGAUGCGGAAAUUCUACCUCAAAAUAGAAAAAGAGAAGUGAUCCUGAAUGGAGGUCCUAGAUGGAAAAAGGAUCGUACAUGAAGAAGGGAACAGAGGUUGUUGUGUGCCUGACCCUCUGCUACGUGUUCAGAUGAAAAAAAGGACAGCUGAACAUAUUCCUUAAGGCCUCGGAAAAGAAGGCGGCCUGCCCGAAAAAUGGAAUACAAACGGCUCAGAGGAUGGACUGGAGAUGUGAUGAGCGAAGGUGAAAAGCACGAGAAGAAGAAGGAGGAACGUGUCUGGACUCUGUGCUGCUUCUUGACUGUGUGAAAAAAAGAGGUCGUUCCAGACUGAACUGUACAAGACAAAAGUUUUAAUAACGAGAGCUCAACCUGGAUUUUUUUUUCUCAACAGCAUUUUGUAUUUUCCUGCUCAAGUCCGUCUUUUAUCUUUUCUUUCUGUACAGUGAAUGGUAUAUUUAUAACUUUAAUUUAUUUAUUUAAGCUAACUGUAUUUAUAGAGAUUUUAACCACCUUCAACAAGUUUUUAAAAUAAAGAUGUUACGGUUGUUUUUAUAUUUCCUAUUGGAUGACAUGAUAUUUAUUAAUGAAACAGAAAAGCAAACAAUGCAAGCUCUUUCAGAAAGGAUGCAAAAUAUCUGAUUUCUGCCUUUAAUUUUGGCAAUCAGAAGAUGAUCAAUAGCACUGUGAUUAAUACAUUGAUCAUUGAAAGACACGAUUGUUUUUAGAUUCAGGGUAGUAUCACCGAGAAAAACACCCUGCUUAGCUCAUACAGUUACACAAGGUUAACUUGGAAGCAGUUCAACCAGUUGGAUCUGUCACUAAGGGGUUUAAGUCCUUGCUUGAAGGCACAUCAGCAGUGAAACUGAGGCUAUUCCCACACUCAAAUUCAGCUGGUUUUUGGGGAUCUCAAAGUCGUAUUAGGCAUAGGGUUUGGCCUAACUGUUACAAUGACAGAUCAAUGCUGAUAAGUUACAUUGCACUGGCUUUGUAUGGCUAAAAAGCAGCAUAAAAGCUGUGUUCUCAGCAUCUGUAUUGUUAAGAAACUUUAACAAGGGAGUCAAAUAUCCAAUGCACUGUAUGAUAAGUUGUCUUACCAUCCUUUUGAGAAACUCCCUCACUUCCAUGUUCAGCUGUCAAGCAAAAAAAUGUGAAUUAAAGUGUUCCACCCUUUCAAAUCCUGUCCUGCAGUUUUGAAGUGAUUGUCUAUGUGACUUUUUUCAGAACAAAAUAAAAAAAACUUUCAGAAUUUA
Molecule: messenger RNA, 2224 nt
Organism: Notolabrus celidotus (New Zealand spotty)
Lineage: Eukaryota; Metazoa; Chordata; Actinopteri; Labriformes; Labridae
Gene: hbegfa
Product: heparin-binding EGF-like growth factor a
Exons: 6
Coding region: 237-953 (238 amino acids)
Biological process (GO): positive regulation of cell population proliferation; positive regulation of mitotic nuclear division; epidermal growth factor receptor signaling pathway
Source: RefSeq, a predicted model, not a curated record